This is a messenger RNA of Symbiodinium natans, 1995 nucleotides long. The record is from the annotation of a GenBank genome assembly. NCBI's taxonomy places the organism in Eukaryota, Dinophyceae, Suessiales, Symbiodiniaceae.
AUGAGCCAAGCAAUGCGACACGACCUGCAGCACCACUCCGUGCAGGAAGAGUUGUCCCAAGUCCUGGGCACCUUGAUGUCCCAGCAGGAGGACCUGCAACGCACGCGCAAGCGCCUGGCGGGUGCCACGCGGACCGUGGCACUCAGCCUCUGCCACGGGCAGACGGACACAGUCCGCUUGGCCCUGUCGGGCUGGCGCCGCCGCGCGCAGCGCACAGGCGAAGCCGGGACGCGGGCUUCAGCGCGGACCAAGGAGUUCAGUGACAGCUUGCUGCACCUCGUGCUGGCUCGCUGGCACCAGGUGGCCAAGAAGCAGAAGCACCGCCAUCAGGUCUGCGCCAAAGCCUUGCAUGUGAUCCUCAAGGACCAGGCCGCAGCUUUGCGGAUCUUGGUGGGCGGCUGGCAUCUCCUGGCCAAAGCAGGAAAGGCGGAUGCCCAGGCCUUGCAGCAACGCCGCACAGGCCGCGACACCCGCUGCGCAGCACUGCAGCGGUUUGUUUGGGAGUUCGACAGCGCCCUGCUUCUCUCCGCACUCGCAGCCUGGACUCGAAGCACCAAGGCGGUCGGCCUGCGCAAGCGCUUUGUCAAAGGCUCCGCCAACUUCUGCGAGACCGUAGAUGGCCUUUGCCAGGCAGCACGGCUCCAGGCCCUCUUCACAGCCUGGGUGGAUGUGCUCGUGAUCUCACAGACAGCCGCCAUGCGUCUCGGCAUUCGACGGCCACAGGAGGCCUUGUGCGGUCUUUGGGGCGCCCAAGGGGUGACGAAGAGGCGGCAGGCUGUCGACGAGCAGCAGCUGCAGCAGCAGCUACACGAGGCAGCCAGGGCUCAGGCACGAUUGGCCCCCAUCCGCCUGCAGCAUCUCACCGCCCAAGCGGUCUUCAGCCAAUGGUCCGGUUUCAUCACGCAGCUCCAUCAGGCAAGGUCCCUUGCAGCGUUGGUGGAACAGCGCAUGGCUCAGGGCAUUCUUCGGGGGACGUUUGGCGGCUGGCGCGACGUCCAUAGUCGGAACCCUUCGGCAGUCAUUCGAGCGAAGCAGCACAAUUGGACGACAAGGCGCGGCCGCUGCUUGGGGAGAGUGCUCACGUCGGCGCUGGACCGCGAUGGGCAGGCCUUGGAUCGCCUCACCUGGACCACGGCCUUCUCACUUUGGGCUGCCGAGUCGCGGCGCGCGCGAGGUGAGCGCGUGGGCUCAGCGGAGAAGCUGUCAGACAAUUUGGCCGUGACAGUCAUGCUCUGGCGCCAGGACCAGUUCUAUGGUCUCGUGUCCCGCACGAUGGUCGCGUGGCAGGUUGCCGUUAUUCAGGACGCUCGUGAAAGACAUCAACAGUCGUCGGAGGCGCGACGGGUGGCGCUGCUCCAGGCAGCACAGGUGCUGACGCGAGACACGCCCAACAUGCUGGCUGCAACCCUGGCGCUGCGGGCGCUGCUGGCCUGGAGGCGCUUGGCCCAGGUCAGCGAUGUUCGUGUGAAUCGCCGCAAGGCGCACAUCGCGGCUGUGCUGACAACCAGCGGCAAGAAGUCGGACGAAGGCUUCUUACGAAUCUGCGUGCACUGGUGGCAGAUGGAGGCCAAGACUGCCUCACACACGAGCGCGCAGAACCUACGAAAGUCGAACUUCUACCAGCUGGCAGAGUACGUCCUCCACCGUGACGAGCUCUUCUGCGUCCUGGAAGUGUGGUUCGUGCGCUGGCGUUGGAGCUACUUCGGGCAGCGCUGCAUCAGCCUGGAGGGCGAGGUGAGGAUGUUGGCGAACCUGCUCAACGAGUCUACGCUGACGUGCAGGGAGCUCCGAACGCAGCUACUCACACUCCGGGGCAGCAGCUGGCGCAUGGGCAGAACCGCACUAUGGGCGAUGUUCAUAGCGUGGCACCGGAUGAUCUCGGCCACGCCUCGGAUAGAAGGCAUCCCGGCUACAGCAUCCAUGCCAGCUGUGGCAGCGGGGCUCCGCGUGGCGGCGCGACGUCUAUCCACGACCGUUCCAGCCAUCACGCGCUGA